Messenger RNA from Striga asiatica, 690 nucleotides. The record is from the annotation of a GenBank genome assembly. Lineage: Eukaryota; Viridiplantae; Streptophyta; Magnoliopsida; Lamiales; Orobanchaceae.
AUGAAGGUUAAACUCCCCAGGAGCUGCCAAUGGUGGUCGAUUGGGAACGGAACCUGUGAGGAGGCCCUGAAGAAGUCGAACUCAACUGGCUAUGCUUGCAAGAGUCUGAAUUCAGAGUGUUAUGAGGCUAGUAAUGGUUAUGGGUACAGGUGUUCUUGCAUGCAGGGCUAUGAAGGAAAUCCUUACUUACUACACGGUUGUCGAGGUCAACUCAAAAUACCCUUUAAUUUUCUCUUUAUUUGUGUGUUGUUUGGUGAAAAGAAAAAUAUAGACGAGUGCCGAAAUCCAAGCACGUAUUGCGUAAAGAAAUGCAACGGAAGAAAGGAUGGAAAAGACUGCAUACCAAAUGAUUCUGGUUAUCCACUUAUUUCCAGAAUAGUCACAGUAUUUGGAUAUUCCACAACUCCAUCCAGUGGAGCAACAGAAAUGUUGGACAUUUCUGAGCUGGGGAAUAACGAGGAGCAGGUUAUGGAAGUUGCUGAGCUGGCGAGGAGCUGUCUGAACGUGAGAGGGGACGAGCGGCCGAGUAUGAAGGAGGUGGCGGCGGAAUUGGAGGGGCUGGGAAGAGUUGGAGGGAAACAUUCAUGGGUUGAACCAAAGGGAGAAGAGAAUGCAGAGUCUUUUCUUCUUGGUGAUGGAUUAUUUGAUGAUAGUGUUAAGGAUCAUAUGGUAAUGGGUGGUGGGAGAUGA